AUGGCAAUAGUGAGAGUAGCAACAUUCCUUCAUCGAACCUCUGCUACUAGUGCCACUGCCCAGUUCCGAAACCUCACCACCACCCCCACCGAAACCCUAGAUUCCAACUUCGCCAAAGAAAUCUGCAGGUUCACUCGAACAGUGCCGCGUUGGGAGAACGCGCUUCUUUCUCAGUACCCAUCUUUCAAUUUCUCUGACCCUUCUUUCUUCCUCCUUUACCUUAACCACCAGAACAACCCCUUCCUCUCUCUCCGUUUCUUCCACUGGCUCUGCUCUCGCUCUGAAUUCUCACCUGAUCAAUCUUCCUGCACUGCCCUCUUCGAUGCCCUUGUUGAUGCUGGGGCGUGUAAAGCGGCUAAGUCGUUGCUCGAUUGCCCCGGUUUUGUUCCUGAGUUGGCCUCUCUGGAGGCUUACAUUGGGUGUCUCAGUAAUGGUGGAAUGGCUGAGGAUGCCCUUGAGGUGUUUGGCGGAUUUUGCCCGGCCUUGGGGACGUGGAAUGCGUCGCUGUUAGGUUGUUUGAAGGUUGGGAGGACUGAUGUGUUUUGGAAAUUGUAUGAGCAGAUGAUGGAAUCUGGGGUUGUGGCUGACAUUGAUGUUGAAACUAUUGGUUAUUUGAUCAAGGCGUUCUGUGCGGAUAACAAGGUUUUCGAAGGGUAUGAACUGCUUAGAGAGCUUCUGCAGAAUGGGUUGUGCCCUGACAAGACUGUUUUCAAUGCACUUUUGGCUGGGUUUUGUAAGGAGAGACAAUAUGGUAGUGUAUCGGAGAUCCUUCAUGUUAUGAUUACCAGAAAAAGUAAUCUAGAUAUCUCUACUUAUCAGGUAGUCAUUAAUGGACUCUUGAAAUGGAAUAAUCCUGAGGGUUUCAGGUUUUUUGAUGAUCUCAACGACAGGGGGUAUUUCCCACACAGGGUCAUGUACACAACAGUGAUCAGAGGUCUUUGUCGUAAUGGAAGAGUUGGCGAGGCUAGGAAGCUAUGGUUUGAGAUGAUUCAGAAAGGACUCCAGCCAAAUGAAUACACCUAUAAUGCAAUGAUAUAUGGGUAUUGUAAAAUUGGUGAUCUUGUUGAGGCAAGAAAGCUCUAUAAGGAUAUGUGUGGUAGGGGUUCUGUAGAAACCCCACAUAGCUACACCACAAUGAUUCCAGGUCUGUGCUUGUGUGGAAGGACUGGUGAAGCUCUAAGCUUGUUUCAGGAAAUGUCUGAAAAGGGUAUUACUCGUGAUUUGAUCAUGUACAACACUCUAAUCAAAGGCCUUUGCCAGAAAGGCGAGUUAGUUAAGGCUACAAAGCUAUUAAAGGAACUUGAGGCUCAGGGUUUACACCCAUCAGUUUUCUCUUUCACUCCUCUCAUAAAAGGUCUUUGUGAAGUUGGAAAGGCCCAGACCGUAAUUAAGUUGUGGAAAGAUAUGCAUAAUAGGAAUUUGAAACCAUUGGCCAUUACACAUGAUUAUAUUAUUACUGGGCUAUGUAAAGAAAGGAAAUCUACUCAAGGUAUGAAAUGGUUGCUAAACAUGCUGACUUGGAAGUUAAAACCCAAGGCUCAGACUUUUGAGGACCUCAUUCGUGGUCUAUCACGAGAAGAUAAGUUAGAUCAUAUUUUGUUUGUUCUAGAUUUAAUGUUCGAAGUAGGAUAUAGACUGGAAAAAAGUACAAUUCAAUCUUCGGUGUCUAAAUUCACCAAGAAGAAAUCCCAUUUACCCAAGUUUUGUUCUAACAAUGAUAUCAAUGUGCUAAACCAAUCUGAUGUGUUUACCAAUGUGUUGAAUGGCACAGCUCCUGAAGUGCACUACGAGGUGAACAGAACACAAUAUCAUAUGGGUUACUAUCUAGCGGAUGAUGAACGUGAUGGGUAUAAUGGUAAUUUUGUUUACGACCAAGUAGACAAUGCCAUCAUAACCGCUGAAGUUCUGUUGAUUGCUUUUAAUUUGAGUGAUGAUUACUGUUCCUAUAUUGUGAUUAUCUAA
Lotus japonicus is the source of this 1962-nucleotide messenger RNA. RefSeq names its product pentatricopeptide repeat-containing protein At5g18950-like. The record is from RefSeq and is a predicted model, not a curated record. Gene Ontology annotation, molecular function: protein binding. NCBI's taxonomy places the organism in Eukaryota, Viridiplantae, Streptophyta, Magnoliopsida, Fabales, Fabaceae.